Molecule: messenger RNA, 963 nt
Organism: Fonsecaea multimorphosa CBS 102226
Lineage: Eukaryota; Fungi; Ascomycota; Eurotiomycetes; Chaetothyriales; Herpotrichiellaceae
Exons: 1
Coding region: 1-963 (320 amino acids)
Biological process (GO): secondary metabolic process
Cellular component (GO): cytoplasm; cytosol
Molecular function (GO): carboxy-lyase activity; hydrolase activity
Source: RefSeq, a predicted model, not a curated record
AUGGCGCGGUUUGUCGCAUUAGAGGAGCACUAUGCUUCGCGAGCGAAUUUUGCAACCAACCCGGGUCAUGAUUUCUACCAAGUCUCAUACCGCGACGCGCUCGACAAGCUCACGUCGUUUGGCGCAGGGCGUCUGGAGGACAUGGACGCGAGCUCGACGAAAAUCCAGGUCGUCUCGUACACGCCGCUCCAUCUGUCGGGCGCCGAGGCGAGCAUUGCAAACGAGGAGCUUCGAAAGGGCGUCGAGUCCAAUCCGGCCAGGUUCGCUGCCUUUGCCGCGCUGUCACUCUCGGACAUCCCGGCCGCUACACGCGAGCUGGAACGAUGUGUGAAGCGAUUUGGGUUCGUGGGGACCUUGAUCCCCAAUCACCUCGACGGGGAAUUCUACGACGACGAACGGUUCUGGCCGUUGUUUGCCAAGGCCGAGGAGCUCGACGUCCCCGUCUACCUCCAUCCGACGUUCCCCUCGGAAAAGAUGAAGGAGAUCCAGUACCGGGGCAAUUUCUCCGAGCGAGCCUCCCACCAGCUGGGCAUGUUCGGACUCGGCUGGCAUUCACAAGUCGCCCUCCAUUUACUCCGACUGUUCGCCAGCGGGUUGUUCGACCGCUUCCCCAAGCUCCAGGUGAUCGUCGGACACAUGGGCGAGAUGCUGCCCUUUCAACUGGACCGCAUUCUUCGCUUCGCAGACACCUGGGGAAGUUAUAGACGGGGACUUAGGGAAGUCUGGGACAAUAACAUCUGGAUCACAACGGCGGGCAUGUUUUCUCUGGCGCCCAUGGCUUGCUUGCUGCGGACGACAAAGGUCGAGAGAAUCAUGUAUUCCCUUGAUUUCCCUUUCGCGCCUGCACAUCUUGGGCGUCAAUUCAUGGAAGAGCUCAGAGGAAGUGGCCUGGUGAACGAGGAAGAGCUCGCCCUGAUCGGCUACAAAAACGCGUGUCAACUCUUGGGUCUGAAAAUAGACUAA